Pangasianodon hypophthalmus (striped catfish) is the source of this 2784-nucleotide messenger RNA. RefSeq lists its product as uncharacterized. Bases 799 to 1281 code for a protein of 160 amino acids. The transcript is spliced from 5 exons. The record is from RefSeq and is a predicted model, not a curated record. NCBI's taxonomy places the organism in Eukaryota, Metazoa, Chordata, Actinopteri, Siluriformes, Pangasiidae.
CUUUUCUUGUCAGUAGCAGUUCACUCAUGAGCGCUGCACCUCAGCUGGACAUAAAUCCCAAAUCCAUAAAGCAGUUCCUGAGCGUGCAGGAAACACGGUCCUCCGUGAAUUCAUCUGGAGUUUGAUAUUGUCCACCUGGUUUUUUAGCGAACUUCAUAUAAUCGUGUCUAAAUAUCGCUGUAUUUGCACUAGCAAUGAGCCCCUGUCUGUCCGGGGACAAGUUAGUGGAAAGAGAAACAUACGUGAAGCGACAAUCAUCCCAUGAGUUACAUUAAAUUACGCUUUAACGAUAAGAAUUUUAAAGGUUAAAUGGUUUGGUAUGUUUGUGAACAUGCCAUCUUGUGGGACUGAGAGUCCAGCAGUGAGAAAACGGGACUUUUCUUCUCUACACGGUGCCAGUUAAAACAGCGAGGUCUCCGAAUAAUAACCCGUAUCUGCCCAAACACUGACAGAGAGAGACACGCUGCCUCAGAGUGACGCAGGAGGACGUGCAGGCACGCCGUUUUUUCACCACUCUUCCAUGGCUGGGUGAGUGUGAGCCGUGUACCAUGAAUGACACCGUGGGUGUUUUGGUUGGCAGCAGACACCAAACCUGUCAAAACCUCCAGGAAAGGGCCUCCUAAGUGGACAGGAAAAAGAAGGAAACACUGCAGCAUUUUCCUCAGAUUGUUGCCAGACGUACAGGGUUCCUCCUGCAAUUUAACUCGCAGAUAAAGUGGAGGGAAACUGAAACCAAGCACUUGACAGUUUUGGUCGCAGAAGAAGUGUUGCCAAUCCUUUGCAGAUGCCAGUGCUACAAUGAGUGCCAGGCUGACAACUUUGAGCUCUGCGCUUUACCUUAACAGCACGAAUAAAGACAGCGAGAGCAGAGAUGUCGUCUAUGAGUGUAAAGUGUUCAACAUCUCCAUGCUCGCUCUGUCUGUGUGCAUUCUCACCGUGACGGCCAUUGCCUGCUGCGUGUCCUACCUCAACCGCUGCAGGCACCGGAAGCGAGCGGGUGAGUAUGAAAGCGCUGUGGCCUGUGACCUAGAGGAGGAGCCAGUGAACCUAAAGGUCGUACAGAGGUCACAGAGUUUGCAUAACCCACUGCCCCUGAUUCGGCCACCAGAAUCAUUCAGGAAGGACGACUCCUCCAUUUACUACAUCUACGCCAAUCCACUUCCUGUCGGAUGCCAUGAUGAUGACGAUGAUGUCGUCCAUCCCAGACACACUACACUGCCACCAACUGACCCCAAAGAUGGUAUCAUCCUGGACCCACCCUCCUUUUAUAUGCAGCUGUAGAACGCAGAAUGUUCCAACUGAACAAGGGAGAGGGGAAAUCAUGAACUGGUAACAAAAAUACACGCAUUUGUAGAGCUUGUUGGAACGUUCCAACACACAGUGGGUUAAGAUUUAGAGUGAGUUGGAAUGUUCCAACUGAAAAGGGAACGAGAAUAACAGACUAUUAAACCUACAUGCACUUAUAGGGUGAAAUUGGAAUGUUCCAAGUCAACGAAAUUGAAGGGAAGGUGACAACUGCAAUUUACACACAACUGUGCAGUGGAUCAUUCUGACUACAAGCAACGGGAAUGGUUAAAUUUAUAAAAAAAAAAAAAUUCUUUUUAAAAAAAAAAAAAAAAUCACAAAAUGUAACCAGUGGAGUUCAGCACUCUUGGUUUUAUUGUUUUGUAAAAGAAGUGCUGAGUGUGUUUGUGUUCAUGUGCUUCACAAAGUCAGCUUGCAGAGAAUUCAAAGCAAAAAUUCAGAGAAAAGUCAUUUCUGAUUCGAUCAGUUAGGACUGGGUUAAAUAAAAAUUAGUCAAGUUUGACUUUAUGUGAUUGGCUGAGUCUCCCUGAUCAGCCAAUCCAGGCCCUCCUUCCUGCCCUGCCGCUCCAGCUCGGCGCCAACCGUCUCACGGCACUGCCGGUGGUAAUCGUUCAGCCAGUCACGCUGCGGAAGAAGAAAAAUAGCCAUCGUUUAUACAAUGUUAAAGAAUGUGGGCAAAUAGAAUUCAUUUAUUUUUUUAUGGAGGCAGUUAUCUGUCGAAAAUUGUAAUUUUAUGUUUUGCAAAGCAAUAGACAACUUCGUAAACAAGACGUGUAAAGUUUUUGCACUUCUUUAUCUGUUUAGAAGUAACACGCAGAGUCUUUAGACCUUAUAGCUACAAGUUGUAAAACUGUUUUUCAGCCCCGCCUCUUCAGCACUCUUAAACAAUCUACCUGCCCACCUAACCCUCCGCCCCAGCCCCUCUCCUCUCUCUGAAAGCGCCCACCUGGCCCCGCCCUUCAGUCUCUCAAAGUGCCCACCCGGCCCCGCCCUUCAGUCUCUCAAAGCGCCCACCCGGCCCCGCCCUUCAGUCUCUCAAAGCGCCCACCCGGCCCAGCCCUUCAGUCUCUCAAAGCGCCCACCCGGCCCCGCCCUUCAGUCUCUCAAAGCGUCCACCUGGCCCCGCCCUUCAGUCUCUGAAAUUAAUUAAUUAAUUUUGAAUUAAAAUGGUUUUCUACAUGUUUAGAGCAUUCACAUGGAGGUGUUUUUUUAAAAGCUCACCAUACACCAGUACAAAUCCCUGUAUGUCAUGUGUUAAUUAAAACUCUAUAAAUAAUUAAUGUCAGCGUGUGUUUUCACCUCUUUCUGUGUCAGCAGCUCAGUGUUAAUCAUCUUCAGCUGAAUGGGGACGAGCGUCAGGGGCUCGAACGUCAGACUGCCUCUAUUCCUGUAGUUAUACUGAUAGAGAGAGUGGUUAGUAUUGUUUUAAAUUACUAACCACUAAAAUGUUUUAAUUUGACAAAAAAAAAAAAAAAACAA